CCGCGACUGCGUGUGCUGUGUAGGCGUGGCUUUGUCGCCGCAGCGACACCUGCUUUGCACUUACUUUUGCUGUUUGUGUCGCUUUUCCUAAUAAGUGUUCCGCAUCUUCACUUCAGUCUUCCAUGUGCUUUCGGAAAUCCUUCCGCUUCAAAAGAUGUUUUCCGAACUUUCUAACCGGUGUGUGUUGUGACUAAGGUGCUACCCUGCAUAUUGUAUGUGAGGUCAAGGAAUUAUCCUAAACAGGAGAAAAGCAGCAAUGAAGACAAGAGCUGUGUUUGCAGUCUCUCAAUAUUGGAAGCAGGAUAUGUUAGCUGUAACAAGCCACAUGCAGAAAGGAGUCUGAAGAGAACUCUGAAGACUCGGACCAAAACGCCAGACCCAGCAAAACAAAUGGUCGCCGCAGCUGUCAUCGGAACCACCGCCAUGUUGAACGAGUAACGGCGCGGCGCUGUCGUUCCGACACUGCCAUAACAACUAGCAAGAUGCCCACAGGAUUUGAAAACUCUGCACUGAAGAUGAGCUUCUCCCUUUCUUCACUGCAGCCCUCUAGUGGUAAUCUAGAAGGCACAGAGCAUGUGAAGAUGAGGGCAGAAAGACCCUAUAACAGCCUAACAAAGAAAUCUAGAAGAGAUCCUGAGCAAGAAUCGUGGAGGCACUCCUGGGGAAGUCGUGAAGUAAACAAAGAUGAAUUCUGGGCAGCUUUACAACACAACUAUGACUACAUUAUGGACAACAACCUCAUUGACAGUUGUAAAGAGGCAAGUGGAGAGCUUUCAUGGGACGACCAGGAUGUGGCACCUGCUUUGACAUGGAGUUUCAAUGAGUUUAUAAAUCAGUUCUCUGAAAUCUAUUCUUGGCUUAAUAGUAUUCAAGAGGCUGUUUAUGGCAAGGAAGACAGUGUUAUGGAUCAGAAUCUCAGAACUAGUCAUUUGGAAGAGAUGCGACGCAAUUGUUACCGCCGUAAAGUGUUCAAUGACCAAGCACGGAAACUACUUUCAAGGUAUCCUGAUGUGAGAGAUGAAGUAUCGUGGAGAGUUGCUCAUUUGAAUACUAAAUGGGACAUGUUGGAACAGGCUAUUUCUCCAUGCAAAAACAAAUCUGAUAAAAUGGAUCAGUAUGCAAGUGUGGAACAUGAGGUAAAGUGCUUGCGUAAGUGGGUUCGAGAAAUGGAAGGUCAUUUGGAACCGCUUGACUUCAGAGUUGUACAAAGGUGGUCCCACCUAGAAAUUGAAGAGAAGGCACGCCAGCUGUCGGUGCUGCUUCGAGGCAUAAAGUCGCACGGAAAGAUAGUGACAUCUGUAGUGCGGUUGUGUGAGAAAGCGGCUGCGGCUGCAGCGGCGACGUCUGCGGCUAGCGACGACGAGGGUGGAGCCUCGAGCGGGACAGCGGCGUGUGGGAGGACAGGAAGGUCGCGGUCGGCGGGCAGCGCGUGGCGCGUCGCGCGCACCCUCGAGCGCCGCUGGCACCACCUCUACCUGCGCGCGCUCGAGUGGCAGUGCCACGUCGAGGAGCUGCUCAACAGCCGCAACCCGAGCCCAAGUGGGGUGUCUUCGGAGAGUGACGAAGAACCUGUUAGUAAACAUCCACGUCUUACAGGAGCUGGUGAUACUUCAGAUGAGGGUUCAUAUUUUGAGGAUGACUUGGAGGAGCUGUGUGUGAUGGAAUCAAAUGCAGAUAAAUGUGAAAACCUUCAGCCAAAUCCUGCCCAUCCUCGAAACACUGAAUCUGAUUUUAACAUGGUGGGUGCAAGUGGCAGUGUAUGCAGGCCAACUAGUCUUCCCAGAGAUGGCUUUGCAACUAGUGAAGAUUGCAGUAAUUUCAACAGGUCAAAUUGGUUGGCUAACAACAUUGGAACUUUUUACUUCAAACAUAUGGACACUGACUCUGAUCAGGACAAGGAAAAGAUUAAGAGUGAUGUGAGUCCUGGAAUAUCAAGGAUCUCAAUUAAUGAUGCCAAGUCUCAGGAAGAGUCUUCAGAAGAUGAUGAGUGGACAUACACACCAGGCAGCAUUCCAUCAAGGCAGCGUAAUCGUAAGAGUGACUGCUCAAGUAAUAUGUCAGAAGUGACUGUCCGUAAGAGCUCUGCAGCAGUGAAGUUAGAUUUUGGUAGCAGCUCAUCUGAAGGAACUUCAAGUAGUGGGAAAAAAAAUUUAGAACCUUCAGCGGAAGAGACAAAGAACACUGAACUGUCAACCUCCCCUCUGAGGAGGAAAAGCAAAGAGCAGCUUGUAAAGAGAGCACUAGGCAGAAUUGAACCUGAAAAGCUUCAGAGUGAUAAGAAAACAUCUGGUAAACCCAUGCAUACACCAAGAGUUUUUGAACCACUUCUUUUGGACCCAUUCUCUGAUCCACUUGUAAGAGCACAAGCAAAGAGUGCACGUACCAAAGAAUGGCUGAGACUACAUGCCCAGGGCCUGGUCACAGAUAAAAUGCAGCUCAUGGACAGUUGUGAUGCUAGUGGAGAAUACACAACAGGUGAUUCUGAAGCUGAAAAGGAAUCUGUAUCAUCUGAAGAUCAGAAUGGAAGUGUGUCAACAUGUCGAAAAGGUAGUUCACUUCCAGGUUGUGAAUCAAGAUCAGUGUCAACAGAUGUACUGUUGGAUCCAGAAACAACACCUGUAGCAGAGAAAGCUCCUGCCCUCCCUUCUUUGACUCCAGAGCAAAGCGGUACAAAGGUUGUCAUGCGUACAAAACGGCGUCAGAAUCAUGGAGAACGCCCAUGGAGUGUAUCGGGCAUAACACAGUUGGCAAAAACUGCAGCACAGUCUGGAAAAAAUGAACCUCUUGCACAGUUCUCAAUAUCGGAAAGUGCUAUAAACAAAAUGGCUACAACUCCACCUGCUGCAAAAGUCGGCUCAAAUGGUGCAGUGCAUGGAAAUCUUUCAUCAUCUACAAUAGAUGAAGUGUCUGUAAAGGCUGCAGAAGGAUCUGGUUCGAGAACAAGUUCUCUUCGCAGACGGAGAAUGAGGCUCCGCAGGAGGACAGGGGGGCGUAAAAGUGAAUCUGGAUCAGAUAGUCGGAGUACAACACAGAGACCUAUCAGCCGAAUGUUUGGUAGCUCACUCUUAGUGAAGUCAGGGUCUUUCUCUGGAGUUGGUUCUAGAUCAGCAGUUGGUUCAACAGAACGCAAUACUGCAAGUGAUCCAUCUACCUUAGCGCAUGCAGGAAAUUCCACUAGUGCUAGUGGAACAGAGGAUGACUCCCGGCUACAGCUGCCAGUUUUUAGGUUGGGUCCUCUGACACUGCCAGCUGACAGUGAUAUUGACCGCGGUAGUGCGCAGGGUACUGAGGAGCAGCUCAGUUCCUUUUCUGAGCAAGCAUGGGAUAAUUAUCAGGAAAAGUAUUUGAGUGAGCCGUAUAGUGAAGAACCUGCUGACCCAGAAACAGCACGACGUUUGUUAGAAUUUGGAGAUGAUUAUCGCAAUUUCUUAGACAGUCAGUCAGACUGCAGCUUGAGCAGAAGUGCCAGUAAUGGUACUUCAUCUCUGAGACAUCGUAGGCCUCCUGGACCCGCUGAUGACAACUCUGUGUUUGACAGUGAUUCAGACUUAGAGGACUUCAAUCAUGCUAUUUACCUUUCUCAGGCUCAGUUAGAAUACGUUGAAAUGGUUAUCAGUGAACAUAUGAGCAAGCAUGCAGAUUUGGUUCUUGCCCCUAGUUUGGCCCAUAUAGUGUCGACGUGCUCAGAAAAUAUAAGUGCUUUGAGUGUUGUUUUGGAGAAGGAACAUGGAAUUCUCCCAGAGAAGAGGCUAAAAGAACUGAGAGGCUGGCUGGAUCGCUGGCAGCAACUGUACAGCACUGCAGAAGAGCUGCAGAGAGUGCGCUGCUUGCAGCGCGAGAUGGUCACCAUGCGCGAGGAGAUGAUGGAGCUCGCCAACAGGGUGACCAAUAUUUCCAGCGAGCUCAAGGACAGAAGUCAGCUCGAUGGUGUCAUCCAAAAGGUCAAGGUGGAGCUGACGUCCCUGCUGGAUCGCAAGGCGGAUCUGCUGCGCUUCAAUGUGGCGGUGCACCGCUACCACACAGACACCGGACACCCGGCUAGGCUGCUCAAGGACGACGUGGCCGAACUCUACCGCGUCUGGGACGACAUCGUGCAGAGGGUUACUCAACAACUGGCAGUAUUGCAACGAGCUGCACAGACGUGGCAACAGUUUGACACAAACAUGACAGAACUGCAAAGUCUACUGUGCAAUGAUCGAAUGACAUUACAUAUGCUGGAUGCAGCUCUUCGUGGAGGCCAGCUGCAGCCUGAGGUGGCUCGUGUGCUGUCUGAGAAGCAAGAAGCACUAUGUCAGGUCAGGCCUUGUCGCCCAUUAUGUCUGGCCAUUAUUGCUACUGCCUCUGCCUCUCUUCUCAUAAUUAUUACAGUCUUAUGGAUGUGGUUCAGUAGUUUCACCAUCUGGUCAUUAUUCAUAUCUUAAAUUGUAGUGGCCCUGAAUGUUACCAAUUACUGUGGAGUGGCGAGCAAUGAAUUUUGAGAACGCACCUGCAUGUACCUGAGAUUGCACAUCUUGUACAUUCAGUAGUUUUCAGUUGGUUUUUUUUUAAUUAUUAUUGCAGUCGUUGUGGAGGAUAUAAUUUCAUCUUAUAUUAGGAGUGAAAGUGUAGAAAUAUUAAGUUUGAUAUUUAUCUUUGCUGAGUUUAAUUGAGAAUAUUACUCAGUAUUGUAUCAUAAUGCUCAAGAGGACUCUCAGGAAUUUGCAUUGGUAGAAUUGGCUUCAGUUUUUAGUCUGUUUCACCAACUUUUGUAGCAAUUUGAAAGAGGAAGAACUUUUGCUGUCCCAUAUUUAAAGUAAUUGCACAAAUGGUAUGAAUGGGACAGUGAUGCAAUUACCUCUUUCAUUUUUCAGGUAUGGUUUAGAUAGUGUUUACACAGCACAAAAGUGUUGACAUGGAGGAAUUAUGCCACUCUUGCCAUCUAAAGACAUCUAAAGUACAAAAUUAAGGGAUUUCACUAUUACAAAUAACAAAUUUUUCUACAUCCAUGUAGGCACUAACUGAUAUGAAAUACAAAUGGUAAUGAACAUCCUGAUAAGGUUUUGAGUGGAAAUCUGGGUUUUAGUCUUGUCUUUUUUCGCACUGAAGUGUUUUUGCCAUACCUCUUUCAUUAUUUUCUUGUCUUUUGUGUUGGUGCUUCAUGAAAUUUUUGUUUGGUUGCAAGAAAAUAUGAGAUUGCAGAUCCUGUUACUCUCAUGUAAAAAACUCUAUGUUCAUUCUUGUGAUCCAAGACUACUCUCAUAACAUCUUACCAACUGACUUAAUGUCACAGAUCUUAUGUCAGACUGCUUCCCAAAACUUGACAGCAAACACAUAGCUAAGAAAGUUCAGCAGUUGGAGGGUCUGUUUCUCAGAGAAACCUACUCUUCUUUGGCAAAAAUGUAGUAUAAACUUGUUGUGAUAAUGGAGUUAGCUGUUGUUUUAAGAAACUCUUUAUAAUGCCAAGGAUUCGAUUCUGUGUCAUACUUGUACAGUGAUGGGUGGCGGGACUUAAUGGAAUCGGUUCUCUGUGACUGUUCCAGCUUACAACAUCCUGACUGUAUUGCUACAACUAAAAUUUUGGGAUGAAACAUUUUAUUUGAAAUAUAAAUAAUGCCACAGAAAUGUUCUUAGAGAGAAGUUAAGGAUCUGGGAAAUUCUUAGAUGUAAUGCAUUGAGCAGAGAAUUUUAAUAUGAUCUGAAGCUGGAACAGACAAUGCACCUGCUGUCAGUGUAGAAGAAAUAUAUAUCCUGACCAAAAUUUUUAUGCCACUGGAAGAAAGUGGUAUCAGUUCGAUGCAGAUAUGACUGAAGUGUUCUCCAUUAACCAACUUCUGCCUCUGUGAAACAACCUUGAUUACAUUUCACCAUUUGAAAAAUGUGCUUAAGUAGUAUAUUGCUCUCAAUAUAAAGUUUAGUGGUCUGUGUGUCACAGUAAUUCACUACCAACCUAAGAUUGUAUUGUUGAAUGAAGAGAGAAUUUUCUUUCAGCAUGAGUGGACAAGGUUGAGCUUAUUGCCAUAAUAGUGUGGCAAGCAAGUUUUCGUUCACCUACUGUGGUCAUAAUUGUAACAUGCAGGUUCUUGUUGUUAGUUUUGUUAUUGUCGUUGUUAUUACUAUUGUUUCUUAAAAGUUUGUUGAAUAUAUGAAACAUGUACAUCUGAGAAUUUAGUUCUUAGUAGCCUGAUAAAUGUUUUGAUUGUGUAAUUUUGUACAGUACCUGAUGUUGCUACCUUGCACAAGUGAUAGAAGAAAUAUCAUCCUCUUUUACUUCACCUUAUCCAGAUUUACAGUGUAGAAUAGUCGUUAUCUGUCGAUCUAAAAGGUGAUAAAAGAGGGAAAUUAUAGAUAAAUAAACUUAAAUAAUCAAUGGAAUGUUGAGGGGAAAAUACUGUAACCUUGAGUUUAAUAUGUCUGUACAGUAAAAGGGAGAAAACAAAUUUCUCAUUGAAACUUAGUAUUGUGAGCUGCUCAUAUUAGACAAACACUGGAGUAUCCUGCUUGCAGUAUAUCAUUUCUAUAUUCACUCUUUAUGUAAACAGGCAUAGUACACUCCAUUAUUAGGCAGAAUUAAUAAUUCUUUGUAAUUUCAUACAACUAAUGAGUAUAAAUCUAUUCACAAGAAAAUUUAAUGUGCUGGCAACUGAUUGAAGCAGUGCUGAUGUUUUCAAUAAGUAACAAGGUAGGUGGAAAAAUGAGGCAUUUGAUUUCCUCUAUCUGCAUGUAUAAAAGAAGCUAUACUUUGCCACUGUUAGUGAAAUGAAUCUCUAGAACUUGCAUAGUGACACAAGAAUUUGUGAGUCAGUAACGGGAGGAACUGGAAGUUAGGCAGCAUCAUCUUGAUUUUUUUGUUUUGUUUUAGUGAGAGUUCUUGCAUGCUGAAACAGUUGGCAGCACUGUGUUAAACUAUUGUGCAUUGAUUCGUUGAAACUCAAGAUAUUUGUUAAUGCUUCAUUGCAUGGUGUUUUAUGUUUGCAUGUUGUUUGCAGUUUAGAUGUGUUUUAAAAGUGAACGCUCUCAUCACUAUGCAGUUCAUGUUAAAUUACUUAAACUUGUACUUACUAAAGAAUGUACUGUAUUA
Messenger RNA from Schistocerca piceifrons (Central American locust), 7057 nucleotides. RefSeq lists its product as uncharacterized. The record is from RefSeq and is a predicted model, not a curated record. The transcript has 21 exons. Lineage: Eukaryota; Metazoa; Arthropoda; Insecta; Orthoptera; Acrididae. The coding region runs from base 483 to 4421 and encodes 1312 amino acids.